AAGCUCCGAAGAAGACUCAGAUAGUGAUGAUGAAGUUGCUGUUCCAAAGACAGUCAAGACUGCCUGUAAAACCGGUGACGAAAAAGCAAGAAUCUUCAUCUGAGGAAGACAGUAGCGAAGAAGAGCCUCCUAAAAAGAAUGUGCCAAUGCCGAAACCUGCAGUGGCAAAAACUCCUGUCAAAGAAACAGGAAUCCUCAUCAGAAGAAGAUUCCAGUGAAGAGGACGAGCCUCCAAAGAAGUUGACCGCCACACCCGCAAAGAUUUCAGCAUCCCACGCAAAGGCAACACCAGUGAAGUCAGUUGGAAAACAGGCAGAAUCUUCAGAUGAUUCCAGCAGUGAUGAAGACGAACCGCCGAAGAAAGCCGCCCUUCCGGCGAAACCCCCGGCGGCCAAGCCUGUUGCAAAGAAGCAAGACACCUCCUCGGACGAAGACUCUGAUAGCGAGGACGAACCUCCGAUUAAGCCCACCCCGCCAACUAAAGCCAAGGCUAAGGCGGUGGUAAAGCAGGAUGAAUCAUCCGAAGAGGACUCAAGCAGUGAAGAAGACGAGCUCCCUAAAAAAGCCCAGCCAGCUUCUGCUAAAACCACGCCAGCUAAGAAACCAGUUGUGAAGGAGCCGACGUCGUCCGAAGAUGACAGCAGUGAAGAAGAAGCGCCGCCUCCUAAGAAAGUGGUUGCGAAUGCUGUAAAGAAGACUGCAGUGCCAGUUGCGAAGAAGCAGGAGAGCUCAUCAGAGGAAGAUAGCAGCGAAGAGGAAGUCGCGCCCCCUAAGAAGGCCGUUGCCAAAGUCACGCCAGCAAAACCUGUCAUGAAAAAGAAGGAUUCAUCGUCUGAGGAUUCGAGCAGUGAAGAGGAUGAGCCACCAAAGAAGGUGGCUCCUACUCCGGCAAAGGUGACACCAGCGAAACCGGCAUCAAAGAAGCAGGAAUCGUCAGAAGAUGAUUCUAGCAGUGAAGAAGACGAGCCCCCGAAGAAAAAGUUACCGACUCCGGCCAAGGUCACACCAGGUAAAGCAGUCGCAAAACGGCAGGAAUCUUCCGACGAGGAUUCUAGCAGCGAAGAAGAUGACCCACCAAAGAAGAAGGCGCCAACUCCUGCCAAGGUGACCCCGGCAAAAGCGGUCGCCAAAAAGCAGGCAUCUUCGGACGAUGAUUCCAGCAGUGAGGAGGACGAACCCCCUAAGAAAACAGCACCGGCAGCGGCCAAGCUGACACCAGCGAAACAGGUCGCCAAGAAGCAGGAAUCUUCGUCCGAUGACGACUCGAGCAGCGAGGACGAGCCGCCCAAAGUUGUGACUCCCGCUAAAAAGGCAUCCACUAAAGCUGCUGCGAGGAAGCGUGAAUCGUCCUCGGAAGACGACAGUGAGGACGAAGAGCCUCCUCCAAAGAAGAAGGCGACAACCCCCGUCAAACCACAGGCGAAGCAGGACAGCUCAUCGGAGGAGUCCGACAGCGAGGAGGACGAGCCACCAAAGAAGGCCGCGCCUGUCGUGGCCAAGGCUGCGAAACACGCCAUGUCUGAGUCCGACGACGAUGACGAAAGCGAGGAGGAGCCAGCGCCCAAGAAGAGGCCGCUGAGCAAAAAGGAAGGAAAGAAGGCCAAGAAGAUGAAGACGGAGAACGGAGAUAGCGGUGUUGAAGACGACGAAGGCGCCGGAAAACAGGU
This is a messenger RNA of Pollicipes pollicipes, 1667 nucleotides long. Its product is annotated as nucleolar protein dao-5. Gene Ontology annotation, cellular component: nucleoplasm; nucleolus. The record is from RefSeq and is a predicted model, not a curated record. Lineage: Eukaryota; Metazoa; Arthropoda; Thecostraca; Pollicipedomorpha; Pollicipedidae.